Dioscorea cayenensis subsp. rotundata (Guinea yam) is the source of this 2569-nucleotide messenger RNA. RefSeq names its product polygalacturonate 4-alpha-galacturonosyltransferase. Bases 109 to 2202 code for a protein of 697 amino acids. The record is from RefSeq and is a predicted model, not a curated record. The transcript is spliced from 10 exons. NCBI's taxonomy places the organism in Eukaryota, Viridiplantae, Streptophyta, Magnoliopsida, Dioscoreales, Dioscoreaceae. Gene Ontology annotation, molecular function: polygalacturonate 4-alpha-galacturonosyltransferase activity.
UUCACUUUCAAUGAACCUUCUUCUUUAAUCCUCUCUCUCUCUCUCUGAAAGGCUCUCGCUUUGCUGCUUUUCUUUGGGUUUCUUCUCUAGGGUUUCGAUCCACCGACGAUGCCGCAAUUCAAGCGGCUAUCCUCCGGCGCCGGGGGAGGAGUCCAGCGGGCUCGAUCCGGUGGUUUCCGGCCGUCUAUCAUCCUUCUUCUUCUCUUCUCCUUCCUCGCUGCCUUGGCCUUCAUCGCCGCCCGGAGUGCUCGGAACGAUGAACAGAAAGGAGCUAUGGAUGUGUCAAAUAAAAAGGUUUUAGACUGGAGGGAACAGUUGGCGCUGGAAAGCAUGAAAUCUGUUUUGACUAAAGAGGUGAUUGAUUCAAUUUCUGCAAGCAAAAAUGAAUUGGGACCAUGGAGUCUAGAUCUUUUCCGGAGAAACCAUGUGUCAUCUUCAUGGAUAAUUGAAGGGUUAGAUGAUCAGCAAAAGAAUGCAUCUUCUAUUGAUUCAUCUCAAACAGCUUCAGAUGCUGAGCAGAAGACCUCAUUGACCAAAUCAGAAAAAAAUACAUCUGCUGGUGAUUUUAAGAGAACAGAUGAGGGGAAACAAGAUGACACUGAUGGACAUCAACCAGUUGAUACACCAGCAAAACUAGCUCGAAGGCAAUUGAGAGAGAAAAGGCGGGAGAAAAGGGCAAUGGAGUUGGUUCAGCAGGAUGAGGAGGCAUUAAUUCGACUUGAAAAUGCAGCCAUUGAGCGGUCAAAAUCUGUGGACUCUGCAGUCCUAGGGAAGUACAGUAUUUGGAGGCGAGAUAAUGAGAAUGAAAAUCCUGACUCAACAGUUAGACUAAUGCGAGACCAAAUGAUCAUGGCUAGGGUCUACUCAAUUAUUGCUAAGACAAGGAACAAGCAUGACCUAUAUCAGGAACUGCAAACUCGGCUCAAGGAAUGUCAACGUGCAGUUGGAGAGGCUAAUGCUGAUGCUGACCUCCAUCAUAGUGCACCUGAGAGAAUGAAAGCCAUGGGUCAAGCGCUAUCUAAAGCAAGACAAGAAUUGUAUGAUUGCAAGGCUGUAACUCAGAGGCUCAGAACCAUGCUUCAAUCUGCCGAUGAGCAGGUUAGGAGCUUGAAGAAACAGAGCACAUUCCUCAGUCAAUUGGCUGCAAAGACAAUUCCCAACGGGAUCCAUUGUUUAUCCAUGAGACUAACCAUAGCCUACUACCUACUUCCUCCAGAGAAAAGGAAAUUCCCAAGGAGUGAGAAUUUGGAAAAUCCAAAUCUUUACCAUUAUGCCCUCUUUUCUGACAAUGUCCUGGCUGCAUCAGUUGUUGUCAACUCAACCAUCAUGAAUGCUAAAGAGCCAGAGAAACAUGUAUUCCAUUUAGUCACCGAUAAGUUGAACUAUGGGGCCAUGAACAUGUGGUUCCUCUUGAACCCGCCUGGAAAGGCAACUAUUCAUGUAGAAAAUGUGGAUGACUUCAAGUGGUUGAAUUCUUCAUAUUGUCCAGUUCUGCGACAGUUGGAGUCUGCUGCAAUGAAGGAGUACUAUUUCAAAGCUGAUCAUCCUACAACCCUUUCAGCGGGUUCUUCAAAUUUGAAAUACCGUAAUCCAAAGUAUCUUUCAAUGCUGAACCAUUUGAGGUUCUAUCUGCCAGAGGUUUACCCCAAGUUGGAUAAAAUUCUCUUCCUCGAUGAUGAUAUUGUUGUUCAAAAGGAUUUGACACCUCUAUGGUUAGUUGAUCUCAAAGGGAAGGUCAAUGGUGCUGUGGAGACCUGUGGGGAAAGUUUCCACCGCUUUGACAAAUAUCUCAAUUUCUCAAAUCCUCAUAUUGCAAGGAAUUUUGAUCCUAAUGCAUGCGGUUGGGCAUAUGGAAUGAAUAUGUUUGACCUGAAAGAGUGGAAGAGGAAGGAUAUCACAGGGAUUUACCACAGGUGGCAGAAUUUGAAUGAGGACAGAGUACUGUGGAAACUGGGCACACUUCCACCUGGACUGCUGACGUUCUAUAAACUAACUCAUCCACUGGACAAGUCAUGGCAUGUGCUUGGACUGGGUUACAAUCCGAGCAUAGAUCGGUCAGAAAUAGAUAACGCAGCUGUCGUUCACUACAAUGGAAACAUGAAACCUUGGCUGGAGCUAGCUAUGACCAGGUACCGCCAUUACUGGACCAAAUAUAUCAAGUAUGAUCACCCAUACAUUCGGAACUGCAACCUUAACGACUAGUUCCAGGCUAAAUAAUUCCAUCCUUUGCUCGGACAUGAGAAUCAUCCCCUGCUGUAAAGAAGGUGAGAACAGGUGAGAGCUCUCAGAUGAUAUAUUGUUUCUAUCGUCUAUCCUGUUCUGAAAUCCUGCUAUUCCUGGGCACUGCUGCUAUUCCAUUUACAGUUAAAUUCUUGAUUUGUCGACACUUGAGUAGCUGCAUUUUCUGCAAAGUCAAGAGCUCUCCUGUGUAAUGAACUUCAUGUAUCAAAAUGUGCAGAGACGUGAUAAUUUAUUUUUGUAUUUUUUAUUGUUUAUUUCUUAGGAUAUCAUGGGAUUUCAUCUCUUUGAUCAGGAUUCUCAUUGUUAAUCCUAUCAGUAAUUCCUACUA